GGGAUCACGUGACCUGUACGUGUGAUAUUGUCGGAUGACCCGGGAUUGGGGUGCGGCAAGAUGAGUCGUGAGAGUGGAAACAGUGGAAUUAGUGGCUCUAUCGGACCGGCUGGUAAUAGCGGUGGUGGUAGGAGCGGUGGUGAUGGCUCUCGGUCGAGUUCCGAGAACUGGAUGGCGGGGCGCACGUGCUUCAGAUGUGGUGAUCCCGAUCACUUCCGGAAUUUCAGUGAGGAUUACCAGGAUGCUAAGCGGAGGGGUAUACCUUUCGUCCCCCCACCGCAGGCGGAAGCGAAGCGAUUGGAGGAGCUAGCGGAGAAGCGAAAGUUUGAGGAUGAACGGGAUGCAAGACUGAUGCGUAUGGUGCGUGAGGAGGUAUUCCGUGAAAAAGAGAAGUAUGAGGGCGCAUCGACGGCGAGAAGGAUCGUAAAGAUUAUAAAAACUAACGAACGAGGGGAGACGUCGAAGGAAGAGAAGGAGCGGUUGAGGCGGUUGAUAGCGACCGCGGAAGCCGACGAGGAGGAAUUAGAGGAUGACGAAUUGCUCAGAUUGCGCCGAAGAGCGGCUGGUCUUAGCUUGAACGAUAAGAGGAAGCGUGGCAAGGAGACUGUCGUGGGCGACAACCCUCCGAUGAUUAUUCCUACGAAGGGGCAGCGUACUGGUAUGUCAUGUGGUGCGAAGUCGCGAAUCAGCAAGAUCUGCGCUGAUAGGGGCGUCGGGGCGGGUUGCUCGACGAGCAUCCUUGAACCCGUCGGUAAGAUCUCAUUGUCGCUUAAACACGUGACGGUUGGCACCGGGCCCGACGAUAAGGAGAAGUAUGAGGCCGAAUGUCGUGAGCUGUUCGAAGCGUUGGCCGUGGAUGAACUGAAGGACGCGUGUAAGGCAGACCGGGUUGUGUAUGGGAAGCGCGAGAUAGCAAUCAGCCGGUUGGUAAAAAGACGUGUUGUGAAGGCGUACGAUCCAGUCAACGUGGCCCUGCCGGUGUCCUCGAGGGUGGGGUUGCGACGAUCAGGCAGGACGGCACGCACCACGGAGGACGACGCUGAUAAGGAUAACGAGGAGGCAUCUGAGUGAGGAUGUUGGCCUCAGGAUCUAUGGUGCAGGAUCGGACGGUUGGCAGAAAGGCGACUUCGGGAGCAUGGUCGUAAUGUUGAAGAUGA
Molecule: messenger RNA, 1157 nt
Organism: Chara braunii
Lineage: Eukaryota; Viridiplantae; Streptophyta; Charophyceae; Charales; Characeae
Source: the annotation of a GenBank genome assembly